Messenger RNA from Orbilia oligospora ATCC 24927, 609 nucleotides. RefSeq lists its product as uncharacterized. The transcript has 2 exons. Lineage: Eukaryota; Fungi; Ascomycota; Orbiliomycetes; Orbiliales; Orbiliaceae. Gene Ontology annotation, cellular component: nucleus. Gene Ontology annotation, molecular function: nucleic acid binding. Bases 1 to 609 code for a protein of 202 amino acids. The record is from RefSeq and is a predicted model, not a curated record.
AUGCUGAGAUCAGCUGUUGAGAUCUUCAACGGAGAAGGGGAUUGCGCCUUCUUCUCGAUAGACAUCGAAAGCUGGGAGAGGAACCACGAUAUUGUAACAGAGGUUGGGCUAACAAAAUAUACCCCUAGUACAAAAGUUGACCAAGGUGAAAGAAUUGGCGAAAAAAUCAGCGAUCACAUCAUUAUCAAAGAACAUCGCCGUUACAAGAACGGCAAUUAUGUUGCGGAUGCAUCUGGCAACUUCGAAUUCGGGAACUCUAGACUGGUUCCUCUCGCAGAGAUCAAAGAAACUAUUGUGGCUUUUAUGUGCGCACCAGAAAAAUAUCAGCGAAUCCUUAUCGGCCACGAUAUCAAUGCUGAUAUUGAAUACCUACGGAAACUCGGAUAUGAUGACGAACUGAAGGAUUUCUCGAUGAUAUUUGAUACCGUCGAGAUAUGGAAAGCAUUUGCUGAUACAUUUGACGGGAUCGGUUUAAGCAGGCUAUGUAGCGAGCUGGAUAUCUCAGCAUGGAAUCUCCACAAUGCCGGGAAUGACGCCAGGUAUACAAUGGAGGCGUUUGUGAAGAUGAUUUCAAGAACUGCCAAUGGAGAGGGCCGCUUUUCCAGGUAG